GACCAUGCAACAGGUCGAGCAACCACUGGCGAGACAUCAGGCUACAAGUCCGCCGUCCUGCUGUCAGUCCUUUCCUUUGCAAGACAUCUAACAACGAUUUUCGGAGAGAACCAUACUUGAAUAUUUUUAUUUUAAUUUCUAGUUCUCGAGAACUGACGUUAACGGAGAGGUUGAAGUACUGCGCAUGACUGUCAGUUGAUAUUUGACAUUAAACAAGGGACUUCACAUCGUCAACAAAAUCGAAAAGAAUAUUCUAGAUGGCGCUGUUUUUAAUGGUUCUUCUGGCAUGGUUUUUGGGCGAUUCAGCUGUGGGUUCGUUGACUGUGUGCAAAUUUCCCCCUUCACUGCUCGGCCAGUGGAGAGGCACUGGCUGGAGAGACCUGGACAUCGACGCCUCCACCAUUGGGCCCAUCACCGUGGAAGGAAAACCUUACACCUUCUCUUGCUAUUCCAUGCAAGACAACUUCUACAUCAUUAAAUCGCCAGACGUGUCCUUUGGUGGCAAGCAAUUAAAUCAUUACACUUGCAUGAGGUUAUUAAAAUCCCCCAGCAGCGACGACGUGUACUACUACUACAUAGAAACAGAGCCCAACUACGAUCGUGGAAACGCAUCGGUCGUCACGAUCGAAACGGGGCAGAUAAACAUUGCUAAGACUGUCUGCAACAAAGCCAACAAGACUCUUCCGAGCGACUACGAUAUUCUUUUCAGAAAAGGGGCAGAGAACAAUAUUUCGGCUUUCAGUUGUCCCCAACAGCUGCAAGCCCGUUUCCAGGGCAACUUCAGCAACCUGAGCAGCCAGAGAAGUUGUCCGAAUGGCUUCACGCUGGAUGGCUGCAGCAACAGCAGCAUCUUGUCUUUCAACUAUACCGACUGCGGGAGAGGCAACUCAUACUCUGGGUCGGUCGAUUACCUGUGUAUCUUCACUCUCUACGAGGGCGGCUUCAACUACACGACUGUCUAUCAACCUGCUGCUGGCAAUGAAACAAACCCAUACAUUCCUUUCUCCUGCAUGAAUCAGACGGAGGCCGAAGGGCGGCUGAGCGUGAGAGUAAGCGCCGACAAAUGUGGAGGUUCAACUCACCAGGACCUGAUUCUCGUGAACAAAGAAAUCUGCUCUGAGAUAUUGACCCCGCAGGCACCGACAACGGAGAACAUGACCACAGAAAGACUUGGGAACCCCACCUUGAUCCCGCAAAUCACCGGUGCUGGAGGAGAUGGUGAGGGGGUAGAUAAUAACUCAGGAGAUGAUGAUGAUGAUGACGAACAAGAAUCAAGCGGAAGCUCGAUUUGUGGGAUGAACACUGCCAUCUUGAGUUUGAUUUUACCCACUGUCGUCUGCAUCAUGAAGACCAUCGCUUGAUUUCUGCUCGGCAGAAAAGGAUCCGUACUCCAUCAAAUGGUUCUUCAGGAAAGAA
Messenger RNA from Pomacea canaliculata, 1416 nucleotides. RefSeq lists its product as uncharacterized. Bases 258 to 1361 code for a protein of 367 amino acids. The transcript has 10 exons. The record is from RefSeq and is a predicted model, not a curated record. Lineage: Eukaryota; Metazoa; Mollusca; Gastropoda; Architaenioglossa; Ampullariidae.